This is a messenger RNA of Cryptosporidium ubiquitum, 1566 nucleotides long. Its product is annotated as transcription initiation factor alpha subunit. Gene Ontology annotation, cellular component: transcription factor TFIIE complex. Gene Ontology annotation, biological process: transcription open complex formation at RNA polymerase II promoter; transcription initiation at RNA polymerase II promoter. The record is from RefSeq and is a predicted model, not a curated record. Bases 1 to 1566 code for a protein of 521 amino acids. Lineage: Eukaryota; Apicomplexa; Conoidasida; Eucoccidiorida; Cryptosporidiidae. The transcript has a single exon.
AUGAAUAAACAAAACUUACAUUCAAAUAGAAGCAAUUGUGAUAUCCAACAAUUUCCCUAUAACCCAGAGAACUUUAAAACAUUUGUGCAAAUUCUACUAAGAUUAUUUUAUGAUUCCCCAGCUAUUAUAGUUGGAGAUUGCUUAAUCAGAGAACAAAAGUCCUUCACAGAUAGAGAUCUUGCUAACAAACUAAACUUAUCUGAUAGGCAAGUAAGAGAAGCUUUAAGACAACUAGAAGAAGAUUUAAUUGUUGUUAAGGAUCAGAAAUCUAACGAUGGAUCUCAAAGCAAUACUUCUGAACAAUCUUUAAAUAAGAAUAACAUUAGUAAUACUGGUACUUUAAACUUUUCUACAGAUUUAGAGAGUAAAUACUCUUCAAGUCAAGGAGGAACUGGGUCCAAUUCUACAUAUAACAAUAGUAGUACUGGACUACCUUCUAAUAGGAUUGGUCCAUCUUUUUAUAGGAUUAAUCCAUAUUUACCAGCUGUGGUUGAAUGGCAAUACACUACUAUUAUUCACGAGAUUGAUCAAGAAAUUAAGGAUGCUGUAAAUCUUGAUGAAUUAAUUUGUAAUAGAUGCAAUGCAAAGUAUUCCUCACUUGAGGCUCUAUCACUAGAUUUAAAUCCAGAUGAUGGGUUAUUCUUAUGCAGAUUUUGUAAUGAAAAACUCAAAUCUGUUGAUUCUGCUUCUUUUAGAAAUGCUGCCAAAGAUAAAGCCGAAAGAGUCAGAUCACAACUUCAAAUUCUCUCCAACUCUUUAGAACUUGUUAAAAAUAUGCAUAUUCCCAUCUUUCCUCCAUAUCAAAGCAAAAAUGAUAACAGUAUUAAUAAGAUGAAACUUACUAACGCCAUAGAUGAUGGUAAUAGUAAUGGAAAUAAUAACAGUAAAAUCUCUGAUGACCGAAGUAUUCAGAAUUCUUUGUCUAAUGAUACUUUAACCCCAAUUUCAAUAGGAAAUACCUCUUCUCCCCAUAGCAACCAAAGUAACUUUAACAUUAAUCAACAAUCACCUGGUAUAAGAAACCUUAACUCAUCUCCAUCCCUAUCAUCAUCCUCUCUUACACAAACACUUCCUCAGCAUACAAUUUCUAAAGUAAAGUUUGGAAUCAAAUUAUCGACCAAAACCACAAGCUCUCUUAUUGGAACCUCCAAUAAUCAUCAUUCCAAGCUUACUGGUGGAAAUAAGAUUGCUAUCAAAAGAGAGUCCUUAAAUGGUCUUUCUUCUUCAAAUGUUUCCAGUAAUUACCCAAGUAAUAAUAAUACUGAAACUACUGCUACUACUAGUAGUAGUAGUAAUAAUAAUAAUAAUGAUAAUAAUAAUAAUUCCAAUAAUAUACAGGGUACUGGUCUGGAAUCCCACAGCCAGAUAUCUAUCACAGCCAGUUCUUCUGCAAAAUCUCCUACUAAGAUUGAAGAACCAACUUUUUCAGUAUCUGCUAUUAAGGACAAAAUCUUUAAGAUUACUGAAAUUGAUGAUGAAAUUAUUAACCUAAUGACUGAUACUGAAUACUUAAAGUACGAUGAGCUGCUUCAGCAGUAUCAAACACUUGGAUUAAUUAAUACAUGA